Messenger RNA from Manduca sexta (tobacco hornworm), 1448 nucleotides. RefSeq lists its product as uncharacterized. The record is from RefSeq and is a predicted model, not a curated record. Lineage: Eukaryota; Metazoa; Arthropoda; Insecta; Lepidoptera; Sphingidae. The transcript has 5 exons. Bases 132 to 767 code for a protein of 211 amino acids.
UAACAUCUUGCGUACGUCAUUCGCCGGCAGCCUUACUGCGUCGCAUCAGUAACAAUUUAGCUCUCGGAGUGCGCACACGCCGGUUGCUCUUGUGUUUAUCGUUCAUUUAUUGUGAUCAUUUUAUCUUCAAAAUGAGCAUCCCUUACGAUAAUAUGUCGGUGACGUCACGCUCGGAACAGCUGUUCACCAAGUGCUGUUGUUGUAUCCCUUUGAGGGUGGGAUGCUUCAUCCUUGGAUACCUCAAUUUACUCAUCAACACCUACCACACCCUGGUGCUGGUGACUAUCGCCACCUUCUUUGGCGUGUACACCAACGGCUUCGACCACAUCGACUCGGAACCUGUGACGUCAUCGUAUGACGAUGACGUAGACGACCAAAAGUCCCUCUACACCGUCAUCGGAGUUCUGCUGAUGCUCGUCAUCAUCGUGAACGUUCUCUGGCUCAUCAUUAACAUUGCUUGCCUGGUCGGACUGCACAAGAGGCGUACUGGCCCCGUAAAGGUGUACAUCGGCUUUGCGACCGUUCGCCUGCUGCUGGGCAUGGCGAGCUUCAUCCACCUGACAACAGCUGGCAAAACCCAGAUCGACCACAUCAUUACCUACGGAAUUGAACUUACGUUUGCAGCCUACUUCCUCAUGGUCUACUACGUGUAUGCCAAACAGCUGGACCGCGAGAACCUCGAAGCCAUGCAGAAAGACGAAGCCCCGGUCACUGACAUCACCUUCAUCUAUCCAAUUAAACUGGACAAGGAGCAGCUUGUAGCUUAAGUUGUCCAAAUCUGAACAUAGCUCCAAAGUUUGGACCGAACUUUGGUAUCGAUGGUCCAUUAUAAUUUUCUGACAUUUCUUAUGCAAUUAACUGAACAUUGGCUCCAAAACCUAAACCGAACUUUGGUCUCGAUGGUCCAUUAUAAUUUAUUCAUAUUUCUUACGCAAUUCACUAAAAAUUGGCUCCAAAGCUUGGACCAAACUUUGGUCUCAAUAGUACAUCAUAAUUUUCUGACAUUUUUUACGCUCAGGUCGGUGUUACUAUAAACUAAAUUACUUUUGCUUUUAUUUUAAUUGGCGUGUGCUUUAAGCUGUGAUAAAUUUUGAAAUCAAUGGGAGAUUGACUUGCAUGAAUUUUAUAAUUAUAAUAAAUAUGUUUAAUAAGUAAGUACAUAUCUUUAAAAUUGAACCAAAUUACUUUUCUAAAUUCUCUAUACACUUUUAGAAUCUCAAAAAUGAAUCUAUGGCUUUUCAAAAUCUCAAACUGUUACUACUUGUAUCAUGUCUAAUUUUAUUUGAAUCUAAGGUCCCGCACUACAACUUUAAAGCGUGCGAAUAGCUAUAAGUUUUCAUAUAAACAAAUAAUUAUAAGUUCAAACUAUUAUGUGUAGAGUAAACUAACGCAAUUUUUAUUAUAAUGUGAUAAAUGUAUGCCAGUUUUAAUAAAGACAAUAUUUACAA